This is a messenger RNA of Paramecium tetraurelia, 327 nucleotides long. RefSeq lists its product as uncharacterized. The transcript is spliced from 2 exons. Lineage: Eukaryota; Ciliophora; Oligohymenophorea; Peniculida; Parameciidae. The record is from RefSeq and is a predicted model, not a curated record.
AUGAUAGCCAAGGAACAAGUUGAUGUCAUAGAUCAAUACGCUCAAUCCAUCGUUAGUUACGUAGACACCCAAUAAAAGACUAUAGUGGUCUAAUUGAAGACUGCAACCAUUUAGAAACUGAAUGAGGUGACUAUUGUGCAUUACUAAAAGAACUUGGACAAGAUCAACUAAAUACGAGAAGAAUUUGAGGAAACCAAAAGCAUUUGUAAGUUAUCCAAUCUUUUAUCAAGACGGCAGAGAAUAAAUUGGAUGAGAAUAUUCAGAAAAUCAAUCAAAUACAGAAUUCUAUCGAAGGAAUGGAAUCAUAAGUGGAUCAUCUGGAUUUGA